Rhea pennata is the source of this 2626-nucleotide messenger RNA. It is a transcript of the gene DNMT3B, whose product is annotated as DNA methyltransferase 3 beta. Gene Ontology annotation, cellular component: nucleus. NCBI's taxonomy places the organism in Eukaryota, Metazoa, Chordata, Aves, Rheiformes, Rheidae. The transcript has 19 exons. The record is from RefSeq and is a predicted model, not a curated record. Bases 1 to 2361 code for a protein of 786 amino acids. Gene Ontology annotation, molecular function: DNA binding; DNA (cytosine-5-)-methyltransferase activity, acting on CpG substrates. Gene Ontology annotation, biological process: negative regulation of transcription by RNA polymerase II.
AUGAGCGUGGUGAGGAGCCUGGAGCGCCUGGAGCAGCGGCUGGCUGUGAUGGUGGCGGCCCAGGAGACUUCGCAGGCCUGGUCUUCCCGGGGAGAGGAGGGGCCGGCCAGCAUGAAAAAGGACAAGAACCACGGCAGGGAAGAGGCAGACUGCAGGGCAGAGCUGAUCCUCAUCAAUGGAGACUGCACCGAUCCUGCGAAGGACAAACCUUCCCUUGCUCUGGAAGCACACAGGAAGCCCGAUCCUCCAGACGCUGGGAGUCUGGGGUUGGCGUCCCUUCGGAACAAGAGGGCGAGCAAGGGCGACCUCUCCAAGGAGGACCUGUCCUGGCCGCUCGCGCUCGUGGAGGCUCAGGAGGUGCGGCCGCGGGGCAGCGCCGGCUGGGAGAGCAGCCUGCGGCAGAAGCCGCCCGUCCGCCUCAUCUUCCAGGCAGGGCAGACCCGGCACGAGAUGAAGAUCAAGGAGGGCAGCAGCGUGGAGGGUUUCAAGGAGCUGCCGGCUCCGGCGCGGUGCUCCAAGAGGCGAACGGCCGUGUCCAUCCAGGCGCCCACCAUCGACCUCACGGAGGACGAUUCCCAGGACUCGUCCCAGAGCAGCAGCACGAUUUCUGGGAGCAGCUCCCAGGAGGGCCAGAAUGGCACCGCCGAGCUCCUGGCCGAGGACCCGGAAAGCAGGGACCCGGGGAUAGCAUCGGAAUACCAGGAUGGGAAGGAGUUUGGAAUUGGAGAGCUUGUGUGGGGAAAGAUCAAAGGUUUCUCUUGGUGGCCAGCAAUCGUCGUCUCCUACAGAGCCACCUCCAAGCGCCAGGCUGUCUCCGGCAUGCGGUGGGUGCAGUGGUUCGGAGACGGGAAGUUCUCGGAGGUUUCUGCAGACAAGCUGGUGGGACUGAUGGCGUUUAGGCAGCAUUUCAAUUCUUCCACUUUUAAUAAGCUGGUCUCCUAUCGGCGAGCUGUGUACCAUGCCCUGGAGGUUGCGAGGAGCCGCUCGGGGAAGACUUUUACCAGCACCUCUGGGGAUACUCUGGAGGAGCAGCUGAAACCCAUGAUUGACUGGGCGCUCACCGGCUUCAAACCUUUAGGCUUCAAGGGACUGAAACCGCCUAAAAUACCAGAGAAUGGAGCCCUGCGGAACGGCACGGAGGAGGUGCCGCCCCUCGAGCCGUGUCCCCCCUCCAAGAGGCUAAAGACCAACCCCUGCAACAACAGCAAGGAGCAGCGGGUGGAGGAGGAUCAGACCCGAGAGCAAAUGGUUUCUGAAGUUACGAACAACAGCGGGAGUCUUGAAGACCGCUGCUUGUCCUGCGGCAGGAAAAACCCAGCCACCUUCCACCCGCUGUUCGAGGGGGGGCUCUGCCAGACUUGCAGGGAUAGAUUUCUGGAGCUCUUCUAUAUGUACGAUGAAGACGGCUACCAGUCGUACUGCACGGUGUGCUGCGAAGGCAAGGAGCUGCUGCUCUGCAGCAACGCCAGCUGCUGCAGGUGCUUCUGUGUCGAGUGCCUGGAGGUCCUGGUGGGGCGAGGGACAUCAGCAAAGGCAAAAGAGCAAGAGCCCUGGAACUGCUACAUGUGCCAGCCGCAGAAGAGCUACGGGGUCCUCCAGCGCCGGCAGGACUGGAACGUCCGCCUGCAGGACUUCUUCACCAGCGACAAAGGACAGGAAUAUGAUGCACCAAAGAUCUACCCAGCAGUCCCAGCCGCAAAGAGGAGGCCUAUUAGGGUGCUGUCUUUAUUUGAUGGCAUAGCAACAGGCUACCUGGUGCUGAAGGACUUGGGCAUUAAAGUGGAGAAGUACAUCGCCUCGGAGAUCUGCGAAGACCCUAUUGCUGUGGGAACCAUGCGGCAUGAAGGCAACAUCACCUAUGUGCACGAUGUCAGGAACAUAACCAAGAGAAACAUUGAAGAGUGGGGUCCCUUCGACUUGGUGAUCGGUGGAAGCCCCUGUAAUGAUAUUUCCAUUGUGAAUCCUGCCAGGAAGGGUCUGUACGAAGGAACUGGGAGGCUGUUCUUUGAAUUUUAUCAUCUCCUGAACUACGCUCGUCCCAAGGCGGGAGAGGAACGCCCCUUCUUCUGGAUGUUUGAGAACGUAGUGGCCAUGAGAGUCAAUGACAAGAGGGACAUUUCUCGGUUUUUGGAGUGUAACCCAGUUAUGAUUGAUGCUAUCAAGAUAUCAGCUGCCCACAGAGCACGCUAUUUCUGGGGCAACCUACCAGGGAUGAACAGGAUCUUCGGCUUCCCCCUCCACUACACAGACGUUUCCAACAUUGGCCGUGGUGCUCGCCAGAAGGUGCUUGGGAGAUCUUGGAGUGUUCCUGUGAUCCGGCACCUCUUUUCCCCGCUCAAGGAUUACUUUGCCUGUGAAUAGCAAGUAGAGUUUGCCUUGUCUCUGGUAAAGAUGCAGAGCUCCACUGCCUUUGCAGGAGAGGGACAGACAGUCAGCCCCAACCUCCUGCAGGCCCCAUGACUUCCUUGAAACCAUCCCUCCGUGGCCACGUGCUGCGGGAAGGAGCAUGGCCCCACAGCGAGAGCUUAGGAAAUGUCUUUAACCAAAGAACCUGGUAGGGUAACUUUCCUUUGAAGGGACUAACAACAGCGAUAACUUAGAAAAUGAUGGACAAAAGAACUUUAAU